AUGGACGAGAAAAAGAAUGGGGCUGAGCCGAAAACGGUGCAGGCCACUGGCGAGCAGCUACCUGCCUAUGGCGAUUCCGAGCCGACUCGGCCAGGUCUCGGCCAACGGUUCUUGGAUAGCUUCAAACGGGACCCGAAUGCGCAUGUGACUGGCAGCCGUAGUGCGGGUGCCGAUGGCUCGGGUUUCGAUAUCGAGUCGGCGGCCCAUAACACCGCCCAUUCGCCCUUGCAGCGCCGUUUGAAGAGUCGUCACUUGCAGAUGAUCGCCAUCGGCGGUUCCAUUGGCACGGGUUUGUUUGUGGGUUCCGGAUCGGUCCUGGCGACUGGUGGCCCGGCGUCGGUGCUGAUUGCCUACAUUCUCAUCGGCGUUAUGUUGUACUGCACUGUGCAUGCGCUGGGUGAAAUGGCCGUGCUAUUCCCGGUUGCUGGUUCUUUCUCGCACUACUCGACUCGGUUCGUCGACCCCGCUUGGGGCUUUGCCAUGGGCUGGAACUAUGCGCUGCAGUGGCUCGUUGUUUUACCAUUAGAAAUCGUCGCCGCGUCCAUCACGAUCGAUUACUGGAGUCCAGGUGUCUCAAACGCAGCCUGGGUCGCUAUUUUCUGGGCCCUGAUCGUCUCCAUCAACAUGUUCGGUGUGCGCGGAUAUGGUGAAGCCGAAUUCGUCUUCUCGACCAUCAAGGUUGUUGCCGUCAUUGGAUUUAUCAUCCUCGGUAUCGUUCUGAAUUGCGGUGGGGGUCCCGAGGGAGGUUAUAUUGGCGGUCGCUACUGGAACAACCCGGGUGCUUUCCACAAUGGCUUCAAGGGUCUCUGCAGCGUGUUCGUCAAUGCCGCUUUUGCCUUUUCUGGUACUGAGCUCGUUGGGUUGGCUGCCGCCGAAACGGCCAACCCUCGCAAGUCACUCCCGACUGCCAUCAAGCAGGUCUUCUGGCGUAUCGCCCUCUUCUACGUCGUCUCCCUCACUUUGGUUGGCCUCUUGGUUCCCUACACGGACGAACGACUCAUCUCCGGUUCAUCCUCGGCGGAUGCCAAGGCCUCACCGUUCGUCAUUGCUAUUGAGAAUGCGGGUAUCAAUGGUCUUCCCUCAGUUAUGAACGUUGUGAUCAUGGUUGCUGUGCUGUCCGUUGGUAACUCGUCUGUCUACGGUUCCUCUCGUACCCUGGCCGCGCUCGCUGAGCAAGGCCAGGCCCCUAAGUUCUUGGCCUACAUCGAUCGCAAAGGUCGUCCCCUCUGGUCCAUUUGUGUUGCAUCUGCCCUCGGUCUCCUCUGCUUCUUAGCUGCCUCAGAUAAGCAGACCACUGCCUUCAACUGGAUGAUGGCCAUCUCCGGUCUGUCGUCCAUCUUCACCUGGGGAUCAAUUUGCCUGGCUCACAUCCGUUUCCGCCACGCCUGGAAGGUCCAGGGCCACACCCUGGAUGAGCUGGCUUUCCAAUCCCAGCCUGGUGUCAUUGGCUCUUGGAUUGGUUUCAUUUUCAACUGCUUGGUGCUCAUUGCCCAGUUCUGGGUCGGCUUCGCGCCCGUUGGCUACGCCGAUAAGACUACCUCCGAGUUGGUGUACGCCUUUUUCCAGUCCUACCUGGCUGCCCCAGUCGUGAUUGCAUUCUGGAUUCCCUACAAGAUCUGGUACCGCACCAAGAUUGUGAAACCCCAUGAGGUGGACUUGGUCACUGGUCGCCGCGACCUGGAUAUCCAACAUCUGAUCGACCAAGAGAAGGCAGAGCAAGCCGAGUGGCCGAGGUGGAAGAAAAUUUACAAGAUCUUUUGCUAG
Penicillium macrosclerotiorum is the source of this 1764-nucleotide messenger RNA. Its product is annotated as amino acid permease GAP1. The transcript is spliced from 3 exons. Lineage: Eukaryota; Fungi; Ascomycota; Eurotiomycetes; Eurotiales; Aspergillaceae. Gene Ontology annotation, molecular function: amino acid transmembrane transporter activity. Bases 1 to 1764 code for a protein of 587 amino acids. Gene Ontology annotation, biological process: amino acid transmembrane transport. The record is from RefSeq and is a predicted model, not a curated record. Gene Ontology annotation, cellular component: membrane.